AUGUUCGAAGAAAGGAUCGUCGACUUCAAGCCCUCAGAUGGUUCGAUUCCACUGGUUGGUGCAACUAUCGUGGUUGACCAGUCAGAUCAUCCAGGCGUGAUCCGCGCCGCAAAGGACCUGGCAGAAGACUUUAGCCGUGUGACGAAAGGAGAUCGCAGUCCCCUUGUUCUGGUCGGAUCAGAAGCGGAUUAUGCACAGAUCAAGACGAACACUGCUAUGUUGGUCGGCAGUAUCGGGUCUAGUCCGCUGAUCCAGAGUCUUGCCAAAGAUGGCAAACUUGACACGAAGACAAUUGAUGGAAAAUGGGAGUCCUUCUGCACAAACACCCUCACAGGAUGUUUAGGUGAAUGUGAGAAAGUAUUUGUUAUUGCGGGAAGCGAUAAGCGAGGGACCAUUUUUGGCGUAUACACGCUUUCGGAGCAGAUCGGCGUGUCUCCCUGGUACUGGUGGGCUGACGUUUCACCAAAGCAUCACACUGAGAUUUAUGCGAUCCAAAAGCAGACCGUCCAUGGCGAACCAUCGGUGCGACACCGAGGCAUAUUCCUAAAUGAUGAAGCACCUGCAUUGACAGGAUGGGUGAGGGAGAAAUUUGGGGGAUACAAUUCAAAGUUUUAUGUCACUGUUUUUGAACUACUUCUCAGACUCAAGGCCAAUUUCCUAUGGCCAGCAAUGUGGCCCGGUUAUCCCAACCCAGGAGCAUCUUUCUUCACAGAUGAUCCCCUCAACCAAAAGCUCGCAGACGAAUACGGCAUUGUCAUAUCAACUUCGCAUCAUGAACCGAUGCAGCGUCUUUCAAAUGAGUGGUUUGCUGAAAACCCAGAUGGAAGCUGGAAUUGGUUGACGAACAAACAGAAAAUCACUGAGUUCUUUGAGCACGGUGCUAGUCGUGCCAAGGGUUGUGACUCUUACUUCACACUUGGUAUUAGAGGCGAGUAUGAUAAGAAGAUGCUGGCAGAGGAUCCUGCUUCCGUGGUUCAGGAUGCGAUCGAGACGCAGAGGGAUGUGAUCAAGAAGGUUUAUGGGAGCGAAGACUCUGUGCCUCAGCUGUUCGCCAUCUACAAAGAAGUGCAGUCUAUGUUCGAGACUGGCCGAUUGAACGUCCCAGAGGAUGUGACCUUACUGUUCCAGGACGAUAACUUUGGUACCAUACGCCGACUUCCCACUGUUGAAGAGUCGAAGAGAAAGGGCGGUGCAGGUGUCUACUACCAUCUUCAGUAUGUCGGUGAUCCACGAAGCUACAAAUGGAUUAACACGAACUCUCUGGGCAAAGUAUGGCAUCAGCUCCAGCAAGCCUAUCACCACAACGCAAGAGAGAUCUGGGUUUUCAACGUCGGUGACCUGAAGCCGCAAGAAAUUCCUAUCUCUUUCGCUAUGGCCUUAGCAUGGAAUGUCAACAGCAUCAAGCAUGAUACCUUACCCGAGUUCUUUAACCAAGCAGCCGAACGGGAAUUCGAUGGCGAGCUUGCAGAAGAAAUCGGUUCGAUCUGGCAUCAGCACGAUCGACUGUUGUCAUUGAGAAAGCAUGAGCAUAUUGAGCCGGAGACCUUCUCGAUUCUUCACUACAACGAAGCCGAUGCUAUCUUGAACCGCUGGAAGGAACUGCUUGAGCGUGCAGAAAAGGUGCAUGGUCAAGUCGUGGAUGAACAGAAAGCUGCGUCAUUCCAGCUUCUUCUCCAUCCCACUAAAGCGUCAUACAUAUACAAUGCCCUGCGUAUCAACCAAGCGCGCAACAGGCUCUUCGCCCGUCAGAGGCGCAACUCCGCUAACAAAAUUGCUCAAGACGUCCUGGAUCUGUUCGACGCCGAUUUCGAUCUGUCAGAAGAGUACCAUGCUCUUCUCGAUGGGAAAUGGAACCAUAUUCUGAUGCAGCCGCAUUACGGAUAUGAGGAUACUUGGCAUGCUCCAUCCCGAGAUAUGAUCAGUGGUUUAUCAUUUGUUCAACGACGCCAAAACUCAAAUCCUAUUGUUGGUCAGAUGGGCGUUGCUGUUGAGGGUCACGAGGGUGUUCGCGUCGGACGUAUAAACGAAGAGUCGGAGAGGACGCAUCCAAGCAAGCGAGAUCUUGUUCCUGGUCUUACUUUAGGAUCCAUGAGUCGUUAUGGACCGGACUCAAGAUGGUUCGAUGUUUUUACUCGAGGUGUGCCGACUAUCAACUGGUCUGCUUCGACUCCUCAGUCCUGGAUCAUCUUGUCGCAGACUCAAGGCGUGUUGGUUCCCGGUCAAGAUGACGCGAGGGUCCAGAUCUCCAUCAAGUGGAGUGAAGUACCUGAUAACUUCCAGGAAGAAGUUCUCAUUGAUGUUAAAUCGCAAGAAGGGGAUUUCGAACAGGUGCACCUUCCUAUCGACGGUCGACGAGUUCCGCAGUCAUUUAGCGGCUUUGUGGAGCGAGAUGGUUAUGUCUCGAUCCCUGCCACUGUUAACUCCGGCAAAGAUCCUUACUGCGUACUCCCUGAUGCAGGGAGACUUGGAAGUGGAACAUUGACUCUUGCACCCGGGACCAAGAGCGAGGCUUCCUUUGUAGAGUAUCCGUUCUUUACCUUCACUAAGACUUCCGAGGCAACGCUAGUACUCUAUUUCGGUACAACUCUCGACGUCUCAUCGGAGGAUAUCCUGACCUACGAUGUGCAGCUCAACGCAGACCAGAGCCAUACUUAUUCCUUGCAGAAGAGGACCCCGGAAAGCGAAAAGAAUGCGGCAGAUAAGGGAUGGGCGUCAGCCGAUGGUUGGUUCUUUGCUGCAUCAGAUAAUGUUUGGGUGCGCAAGCAUAAGCUGGGCCCGCUGAAAGGUGGCGCACAUAGUCUCAAGAUCAGACUGGGCCAUGCGAACAUGUUGUUUGAGAAGAUUGUGGUUGAUCUUGAAGGAAUGCAAGAGAGCUACUUGGGACCUCCUUCAGGCGAAUGGUUCCAAGCGGAUCAGUAA
Molecule: messenger RNA, 2919 nt
Organism: Fusarium coffeatum
Lineage: Eukaryota; Fungi; Ascomycota; Sordariomycetes; Hypocreales; Nectriaceae
Exons: 6
Coding region: 1-2919 (972 amino acids)
Source: RefSeq, a predicted model, not a curated record